Molecule: messenger RNA, 6480 nt
Organism: Neofelis nebulosa (Clouded leopard)
Lineage: Eukaryota; Metazoa; Chordata; Mammalia; Carnivora; Felidae
Gene: PURB
Product: purine rich element binding protein B
Exons: 1
Coding region: 211-1128 (305 amino acids)
Biological process (GO): regulation of transcription by RNA polymerase II
Cellular component (GO): nucleus
Molecular function (GO): purine-rich negative regulatory element binding; RNA polymerase II transcription regulatory region sequence-specific DNA binding; DNA-binding transcription factor activity, RNA polymerase II-specific
Source: RefSeq, a predicted model, not a curated record
UGGCGGGAGCCGGGCGGAAGUGGCUGGGCGGAGCGCGGGGCGAUGGGGGGCGGCGGCGGCGGCCGGCGAUGAGCGGCGGGAGCGCGUGAGCUGCCGGCGGGCGAGGCUGGGGGCCCGGGAGAGCGAGCCGCAGGGCGGAGGGCGGGCGCGAGCGCGGCGGGCGGCGGCGGCGGCCGAGGCGCGGCGGCGGCGGCGGCGGCGGCCGAGAAGAUGGCGGACGGCGACAGCGGCAGCGAACGCGGCGGCGGCGGCGGGCCCGGCGGCUUCCAGCCUGCGGCCCGCGGCGGCGAGCAGGAGACCCAGGAGCUGGCCUCAAAGCGGCUGGACAUCCAGAACAAGCGCUUCUACUUGGACGUGAAGCAGAACGCCAAGGGCCGCUUCCUCAAGAUCGCCGAGGUGGGCGCGGGAGGCUCCAAGAGCCGCCUCACGCUGUCUAUGGCGGUGGCCGCCGAGUUCCGCGACUACCUGGGCGACUUCAUCGAGCACUACGCGCAGCUGGGUCCCAGCAGCCCCGAGCAGGUGGCGGCGGCGGCGGCGGGCGCCGAGGAGGGCGGCGGACCGCGGCGCGCGCUCAAGAGCGAGUUCCUGGUGCGCGAGAACCGCAAGUACUACCUGGACCUCAAGGAGAACCAGCGCGGCCGCUUCCUGCGCAUCCGCCAGACGGUCAACCGCGGCGGCGGCGGCCCCGGGCCUGGCGGCCUGCAGAGCGGCCAGACCAUCGCGCUGCCCGCGCAGGGCCUCAUCGAGUUCCGGGACGCGCUGGCCAAGCUCAUCGACGACUACGGCGGCGACGACGACGAGCUGGCGGGCGGCGCGGGCGGCGGCGCGGGGGGUCCGGGCGGCGGCCUGUACGGCGAGCUCCCGGAGGGCACCUCCAUCACGGUGGACUCCAAGCGCUUCUUCUUCGACGUGGGCUGCAACAAGUACGGCGUGUUCCUGCGUGUGAGCGAGGUGAAGCCGUCCUACCGCAACGCCAUCACCGUCCCCUUCAAGGCUUGGGGCAAGUUCGGGGGCGCCUUUUGCCGGUAUGCGGACGAGAUGAAGGAGAUCCAGGAGCGGCAGCGGGACAAGCUGUACGAGCGACGCGGCGGGGACGAGUCCGAGGGCGAGGAGGUGGACGAGGACUGACGCGAAGCGGGCUUCCUCCCCGAUGGGCCCCCCCGCCCCACCACCGUCCCCUUGGCCGGAGAGCCCCUUUCCCGCUCAUCCCCAGGGAGCCAGUGGAGGCGGAGCCAGGGGGGGGCCCCAUCGGGAGAACACACAAUGAAAAAUAAUACAGUUAAUUAAGAGAAAUAACCACAAAAGAACAGUCGCGAACAAUUAAAAGCGGCAAAGUUCCAAGGAGCUGACAGCAAUCUGCAAAAAGAGGACAACCUGAGCAAAAUCGUUUCGGCUUCUGUUGUUUCCAGCUGAGGUUUCUGAACUCGCCAGGGUAGCCCUGGCGGGGUCAGAGCUUCACGUGCCCAGGCCGUUGAUGACAGCUGAAUUGGUGUCACGCCUGGGUGUCCUGGCCUGACCAUCUCUCCAGACCUCACUGUCAUGGUGUCAAUCCCUUCACAUUCACUGAAAUCAGCAUAUUGGAUCUGGGUCUUCAUGGAAUUCUUGAGAAGGGAGAGGCCUUUAUCCGAUUCUGAGAGUACAGGUUUCACGCAAAGGAACGCGGCUCCAAAUAAUCAUGGACAGGGCAAAAGAGCAAAUCAGGAAGCCACCAGGGAAUGUAGAAACCCGUUGGGUUCUGUCUAAAAUGGCUUUGCGUGGAACCUGGACCAGUGGCUGUCUCUUUGCGGAAUUGUUUUUCUGGAUGCAGAUGGAGUCAGACGUCAGUCCUUCAACUAGAAUCUGUUACUAAAGGAUUUUAAAAGUUGGCAGAAUUUCUCCAAAGAUCAGAGCAGUUUUACACUGGGGAUUGCUGAGGCAGACGCAGGAAGAAAUCUGGCAUCAAGCACAAGGAGGACGGAGUGGAUGGGCUGCCGCUCACUUUAGUCCACUCCAGGUCUGCAGACACCGAGGUCCUUACCCAGAGAUGGUUUAGGGGUGAAUGAGAGCCAGGUGCCCAUGGCUGCACCGUGCGAGGCCAGCGAAUUAUGGCGACUUCGGCUGUUUGGGCCACUGGUUGGCUGGAUUUUAAACCAUAAAACUUGAAGAUCCCUGCAAAAGAAACCGUGUGGCCACGAGCCUGAGCUUUAAUGGAAUGUACGUCCUCCCGGGAAAGUUGGGGAUAACCAAAACUGAAGUCUUCAUCUACCUUCAGUUGAAUCUGUGGAUUUGCUCAAACACUAAAGAUCCUCAGGUCCAGAAUUCCAGCAUCAUCUAUUCUUUUAAAGUAGAUUUGUAAGAACUUGAUCCAUUGUUUCAGUACCUCACAGUCGAAGUUGGCAAAUGAUGGAUGAGUGAUUCGAGCCGUGUGCCCUUCGGAAGCUGAAAUCCAUCUGCAUGGGGAUGAAGAACGUGAAAACGCUAUGUCCUGGAAGCGUUUUUAUACCAUCUUGAAAUUUCCACAAACUGGCGCUUGGCCAGUUGACCCAGCUGUUUUCCAAGAAUAAAAGUUGGGGUUUUCAAGGAUCGCCUCUUCUAUAUUUUAAAUGGAUUUUCAGUAAAAAUGAUUUUUACUAAUCAAGUUAAUCCCACCCCAUCAAAAGGUAUUCCUAGAAGUGUCACAGACCUAGGUGACUUUGAAUUGAACGGGAGCUAACGUUCUUUCCAAAGUUUGUAGGUCUUCCUGUGCGACACCUUCUCAACCGGGAGGCAGGUAACCCCCACCUCCAUGAUCUUAGUAUUUUUUUUUUUAACUGCAUGCCUGCCCUUUAUUUGAGCUGCCUUUUAAUUUAUUGCGUACCCUUUUUAUUAUCUUAUUUUGGUAUUAUUCAAUCUAUACAAUCUUUUUGUAUUUAUUGGGAAAUAAGUGAUCUACAGAAAGGUCGUUUUCACGCAUUGUGGCCGAGAGGGAGAGCAAGAACUGUACAUAAAAUUAGGCUUUUUUAAAAAUUAGACUGAUUCAGAAUACUGUCGAUCUUAGAUUUUUUUUUUUUAAAGUGGAAGAGCCACAAACAAUGGUGCCCUUUUCAGACUAUUUCUCUACUCUCAUCAUCCACAGUAGACUUUUUAAACAGAUUUUUUUUAAAGCUUUUCCUUUUUUUAAAAAAAACUUUCUCCGUUGCAAAGAAUGUUUCCUAAAUUGUAUGGGAGCAAUAGUAUUUUUGAUGUUUUAAUGACAUCCGUAUACUUGUACUGUAUUUUGUACUACAAGGCAGCUGUUUUCAAUAAUGUCCUGCUGUAUUUACCUAUGUGUUUUGAGUGUUUAUUUCUUUGCUGCGGAGAACAAAUCCCUGCAUAGUUUUGGUAAGGGCGCCGAGAAGCUGGCAUGAGGUUUGCAGAAACUGUUUUGGUUUCAGACUUCAAGGCAGCGAUGGAAAGUAAGGUUGCAGCUCUCAGUUCAUUGCUGUGACUUUUUCCUUUUCAAACCAUGUACGAUUCCCAUGCAGACCGACGCGUCUGCUCGCUUCCGCGAGGGUUCCCGUCGCCCAGCUGCAGUGAGCCAGUUCAGUUCUGCAAGGGUGCAGCGCCUCUCCUUUCUAAGGGGCGGGUUGUCUUUUCUUUUCGUUCGGCUGAAUUGCAGUCCUAGCCUUGCCUUUCUAUUCUGUAGAAACGACAGGGUCUUCGCAGUCCUUCACCAGUGGCUACUAAGCUAUAAUUAGCUGAAUAGAAAGAAUGUGGAAGUGGUCUGAGGCAUAUAGACUAUAUGCCAGGAGCACUACCAUAUACGGCAUCAGCUUUGGUUACCAGAGAAAUUUUCUUAGUCAUUAGACCAUGUAACAGUAAUAUAUCAUAUGUAAAUCUUUAGAUAUCAAUUUGAGAAUCCUCCAAAAACAGGAGCAAAGAAUGCAUAAGCUAUGUGUUGGAAAAAGUAAUUUAUAUUAAAAUUUUGACCUGCCUAUGUAAGAUUAAGUGGUAAACGUCAUAGUGGUGGGUUUUUAAGUCUUAGCCGAUCUCAGAGGUUGGUUCCUCCUGCGGGGGUGGCUCGGGGCCUCCCUCCUCCCUGCAGGAAGGUUACAGGAGGGCGUUGAUUAGCUGUGGCGUUUCACCGACCCUCAUUCCGCUCACUGAUCUGGGGCAGUAGAAAGCCGAGAAGCACGGAGGCCAUUCCUUUGAUGUGCGGUGGGUCCGAAAAGGCCGUGUUUUGGAACUCGUUCAUAAACCGUGCUCAUUAAGGAAAAUCUUGGUUGAUUCUGGCCACCACAUGGCCUUACAGAUGGGGAGACACCCACUUUUUUUUAUCUUGUGUUUCGUCGUCUCCUACGAACAGUGAUUUUUAGGGCUCAUUCUUUUUAACUUUGGCAAACAUCCCAGCAAAUCACAUGUUCCAAAUAGUCCUGUUUCUGAGAAGCAGGGAACUAAAAUCCCCUUUCAGACAAUUGCUAAAUCGUUUCUCAAACUACUGCCGUUAGAAACGCGAGAAGUCAAAUUUUAGGCACAGGAUCAAGAGAGCAAAAGUCUAUGACGAGAUCCUACGACUCCCUUUUGGUUUCUAUCGUCCCUGCUGUCAUUUCAAGCAGGACGGCCAUCCUCGGCAGCACAGAAAGGCACCCGUGCAUGCACUCUGCCCAGGGCGCAAUGUCCAUCGGCACAGCACCCCAGAUCCAAGUGGAAACCAAACGGAAAACCCAGACACCCUAUGUUGCUGCGGGAGGCAUGUAGAUGGUAUAAGGGACUGUGGCCGCGGCGCACACGCGGCCACCUGUCAAGUCACUUUCCAUAACUUUACUGCAAAACGAUGGAGAAGCUUCGGGUGCGGGCAGCCUGUCGCCUCCCGCCGCCUCUGUUCCCUCCGUCGUUCUGCGGUAGACGCAGGUCUUUUAAGAGACGCGAGCUUCAGUUUUCUCAAAACAAAACAAUUCUCCUGUCUUAUCCGAAAAUGCAGGGUUGUGGGCAAAAGAGGCUGGUUAUAAUAAUGCCCUCAUAUUGAGUGGUGUGAAAACGGCUGCACACUGCAGGCACCGUGGUUGCCGAGGACACUUUGUUACGCGUGACCUUGACUGGCUCUACUGGAGGGUAGUGACCCACGCAAGGUGUGGCAAGGUAACCAAUCGUUGGCGUCUGCCUUGCUGUGAGGUGGAUGAGCUGGAGGAGAAGCUUGAGUGUGUAAGCCGUGCACAUGAGUAUUCUUCACUGUAAAUUGUGUUUUCAUUUUUAACCCAGUUGACGGUACUUUGUCCAAUGUACAACUGAUCUCUCAGUAGAUAUUCAUUUGCAAAUAGCGUGGCCUUGAUCAGUGAGAGGGAAGGGGAGAAGUGACUCUGCGUGCGGGCAGGUAGUCCCUUUACCAGGGGGCCGCCUGCAACACGCUUAGUGGCGAAUGCGCUUGCGGUUCGUCUCCUUUCUGACUGGGGAAAGUUCAUGGUUUUGACCCUGGAGGUAUGAAUUCAAUUGAGUUGUCUUCUAUUUUUAGGAAGUAUCAGAAUUGCGCUGAUAAGUAACAAAGUUGACUGCUUUGGUGUCCAAUCUCAGGUUUUAGAAUAUAUAUAGUGGUGUGAAAACCCCACUGUUAACUCUUAAAGCAAUUUUAAUUUAAUACACCCUAAGAGUCCCACGCACGAGGCCUGCUCAGAGAGUAAGACCUCACCCGUUUCGCUCCUGUUCCACUUUGUACUUCACUUGAGAAAGUGUCGAUGAUUUACAUUGUAUAUUUCCAUUGGAACCCCGACAUAUUUCUCAAAGCUAAAGCACUUUUUGAUAAUGAGAUACAUGGGAUCUUUGUGUGAUGUGGGUCACAGUUUCUCAGGCUCCCUUAGAUAAUCUGCUUAUGAAUAUUGUUCUGUGUAAGAAGAGUGAAAAUCUUAGCUGAUGUUAGAAAGUUUGUAUUCUUGAUCCAGAAUGCGUUUUGCUAGCUUCCAAUGCGCGGGAGAGUAGACAAUGCUGCGUUCACGAGGUAAUACGUUACUUUCCCUUAAGCCUUAAGGUAACUUUUUGUUUUUUUUCCUGUCAACAACAGCACUGAAGUUCUAGUAAGUGAAUGAGAUGAUCAGUUUCCAGGGUUGCUUUUAGAGUACUGUAAAUCAGCUAGCUGUCUUCCUAAACAGUUACCAUCCCCCUUCAGUAAACUGGAUGGUGGGCGUGUGGGUGGGCUGGGGAGAUCGUUUGUAGAAAAAAGAAAAGAAAAAAAGAACCACGUUUACCUUAAGAAAAAUACAGACACAAAGUUAAAACCGUGCAUGUCAGGGCCCUGUGUGAAAUUCCAGACAUACGUCAUGUCCCCGGUUGUUAAUCCAGAAAAGCAAACUCCUUGAUUUUCAAGUCUGUGCCCAUAAGUUUCCAGAAUUCAAGCUCGGGAACGGGGAACAGUGGGCUCCCUUCCUGUAUCUCCGUUCACUCAAGUCACUGUUCCCAGCUCUUGGGCUUAAAACGUUUUCAUUACUGUUAUUUUGCUAACUGUGGUCCAGUUGUCAGUAUGGAAAUUGGACUUGGGGAAAACGAAAAAAACAA